CUGCUGCAGGUUAGUGGGGAAAUAUAUUUAUUUAUUAUUCAGAAAGUUUCAGCAGAGAACAUGAUUCAAUGUUUUAAUCAAUUGGCAGCCAUACAAUGUGGUAAUAAUCUCAAUCUGCGUUCCCAUGAGUAACUGUCUGUAGGUGCGCUGAACGCUGUUACAGGAAGCCACUGUCCCCAUUUCAGUGCUGCCAAAUCCGCGGUUUUCUCUUGGAAUUGGGCUAGUUACACUAUUGACGCGUUUUUUUUUUUUUUUUUAGUCCCCUUGUUGAAGCGGACAUCCCCCCUCCUCAUUUAUGCAAUAAUUUAACAUAUUUACACUCAGUUACACCCACAACUCUCUCUGCGGGAUUUUUUUUUUGUGAUGCAAAGAGGAAACUUCAACAUGUACAACUGAAUUACAACACCACCAUCACUCAUCAGAACUCUGGAGCAUCUUGAGAAGUGUAUGUAAAGUUUAAUGCCAGCAGAAUCCCAAUCCAGCAGGAUGGCAGACAUGUCAACGGAUGAGAUCACAAUCGAAGCCAACCGUUUAACAAAUGAGUCAGUUGAUAGCUGUAGACGAAUGUUACAAAUGACACAGGAGAGUAUGGACGUUGGGGGCAAAACAUUGACAAUGUUGGAUGAGCAGGGAGAAAAACUAAAGAAUGUGAAACUGGAAAUGGACCAAAUCGAGCAGGACGUGAAACAGGCUCGAAAAAACCUGAAUGAACUGUCCAAAUGCUGCGGCCUGUGUCUGUGGCCAUGUAACAGAUUGAAGUCCACCAAGACUGACAGGAGAUAUAAGCAGGGUAAGAAACCAAAGGAAAACAAGCGGAAUGUGGUAUCCAGUCAAGAGAAUGCUAUCCGCAAUGGGCAGGCUGUUUCUGCUGUGUCAGCGGCCUCCUCCGGCCCUUACGUCAAGAGAAUAACAAAUGAUGAACGAGAAGUUGAGAUGGAAGAGGAUCUGAAGCAGGUGGGCGACAACAUUGGAAAUCUAAAGAACAUGGCACUGGAAAUGAAUGCCAAGCUCAGCGAACAGAACCAAACUCUUAAGGACAUCACUGAUAAGGCUGAUAAGACUAAAGCUCACAUUGAUGAAGCCAUCCAACAAGCCAACAAACUUCUGUAGAGAGUGGAGACCGCCAGCAUCGCUCAGGAGCCUGAUUGAUCUUACCACACACUUACACUUAAACUUUCUGCUUCACAGCAAUGAAUUGCGGCAAGUGAGUUAAAGGGUUAGUUCACCCAAAAAUGAAAAUUCUGUCAUUAAUUACUCACCCUCGUGCCGUUUUACACCCGUAAGACAUUCGUUGAUC
Ctenopharyngodon idella (grass carp) is the source of this 1297-nucleotide messenger RNA. RefSeq names its product synaptosomal-associated protein 23-like. The record is from RefSeq and is a predicted model, not a curated record. Gene Ontology annotation, cellular component: plasma membrane; SNARE complex. The coding region runs from base 460 to 1110 and encodes 216 amino acids. Gene Ontology annotation, molecular function: SNAP receptor activity; syntaxin binding. Gene Ontology annotation, biological process: synaptic vesicle fusion to presynaptic active zone membrane; exocytosis; synaptic vesicle priming. The transcript has 8 exons. Lineage: Eukaryota; Metazoa; Chordata; Actinopteri; Cypriniformes; Xenocyprididae.